Messenger RNA from Varroa destructor (honeybee mite), 2692 nucleotides. RefSeq lists its product as uncharacterized. The record is from RefSeq and is a predicted model, not a curated record. Gene Ontology annotation, biological process: vacuolar proton-transporting V-type ATPase complex assembly. NCBI's taxonomy places the organism in Eukaryota, Metazoa, Arthropoda, Arachnida, Mesostigmata, Varroidae.
UAGUGAUAACAAAUACACUCAGUGAUCCAGUAUUGCCGUACUCCAAUCCAUCAAGUAGUAAGGUAUGUUCAAAUAAGGUACAAAAUUAAAGGCAUAUAACGAAUUUUGCUUUUUCUAACAACGCGCCAUAUGAAUUAAAUUCGUAUCCAGCAGCACCUGAAUUAGGCUACUGUAUAUAUAUUGACCAAUGAGCAAGAAAAAAACAAACUAUUAUUUUGAAUAAAUUUGGAAGCAUACAUUUGUUUAAUAAGCCGAUAAUGGAGCCUUCAUUGUUAAAAGUCCCUCUUUAACCAGGCAAGUAUUUAACUAGCCUAAGAUACUAGGUAAAAAUUAUUGCGAGAUAGCUAUAUCUGAUAGCUGUACUAUAGGAAAGGAAGAUCAACGUUCAACCGACGAAGCUUACGCAAGCGAAAAAUAAUUUACAUACGUUCAAUGGAUUUAGUUUAUUUUUAAUGAAAUUUGAGUUCCCUCGCCUACUAGAUAAAUAAAAUCAUGCGCCGACCACCUGUUGCGCGAACCUUUCCGUUUGCUGUAUAGUCUUGUUGUUCUCUCUCUCUCUCCACCUGUGCCUGGAUUGUGAUUACAGACGACCCUUUCCGCUGGCCAACGACAGAUCGUCAUAACAAACAUGGCGCCCAUAAGCAGCAACGGCAAAGGACGACGCUUGUCAGCUGACUAACCACGGCAAUCUGUUCAACAACGCCACGCUCGCAUCGUCGCCAUCAACGGCAACAUUUGCGACCGCUUUUAGCAGCAUCAAGCGUGAAUACUCAUCGAUACAUAGCGACCGGGCGGCAGCCAUGAAAAUAUCACUAGCAUCGAUGACUUCAUAUCAGCAAGUCACUUCCAAUAGGCCGAAAAAACACUAAGUGCGCUUACUCUGUGCACUUUGGCCAUAACUAUACAAGACUGGUGGAAUUUAUUGUCGGGCAGAGCAACGUGGAAAUCGUUUUUAUUGUCGUUCCCAUGUAAUUUCUAGAGGCGUGCGUCAACCACCGCUGCAACAGUGUGCUCGGUGUGAUUGCUUGUCUGUUUUUUCUGCAGCACUGGUCAUACGAAUCCAUACUGAGCAUAGGUUCGUUGGUCCUAUACUGAUUGGUGGUGUGACUGGUGGCAGGAAAAGAUUGCUACAGAGAUAAUAUUGUUGCAGUAAUUGGAAGAGUCUCGAUUUGGACGAACCAGUGUGUACUACGUAAACUUGAGAUAUACAUGCGCAAUCCAGUCGUGUACGAUUGUUAGAGGAGUGUCCAUAGAAGCAACAGCUGAGUAGAUAGGAAAGGUUAAUAGCUUACCAGAACGCCUUGCAAGAUGGCCUCAUUUUCAUUAUUAUCACCAUCGACAAUAACCGAACAUGAAGUGGCCCUCGAUGAUCUGCUGAUUCGUUCAAUAGAGAAACUGGACUCGAUAAUCGCGCUUCGAAAUGACCUGAACCAGUAUAUGGAGACUGGAAUGAUUGAUUUGGCGAGAGCCAGAUACGCUACAAAUGGACCAAGGUCGGCUAUUUCGUCCCUUUCGUUCAAUCUGGCGCAUAUGGAGGCGACGAAGCGGGUAAGCCUUGAAACGGUAUCCACCCCAGAGCAAAACCUUACUGGCAAAGUUUUCCGUGAGGACUUGACGAGGUUUCAUCUAGAAACUGCCAAUAAAGCGUACUCAAUAAAAAGCCAGACAGAGUCAAGAACACACAACGAACGGAACUACUCGUCUGACAUAAAAGAUAAAAAUGGAUGGCACAACGGUCAGGAGGAGGUUGAUCCAGAAAGCAAUGAAAAUGCUCAACUUCGACAACGACAGGUGCCGUCUUUGGGUAGCAUAGGUUCGAUGGAACGAGACUCCCUUGAGUGCUCUGAUCCGGGUACGCCAGCUCGCUCGUCGCUUGAGACAACAGCCAGCGACGCCACUGAUGUCGAUAGACUAAAUGGAAACAUAGCUAGAGGUUCAUCUAUUUCCGGCUAUUCAUCUGAUCAUCGUGCCAGUUCAAACAGCAGUACCGCCGAAAACCGGACACCUAGCGAUCCAUUACGUUGGUUUGGCGUUCUUAUACCCAGUUCUUUGCGCACCUCGAAGCAGUGUUUCGAUCGAGCACUUGAAAUUCUCGCGGAGGUAGCAACUCAACAAAACGAAUUAGCUCAUCUUCUGGAUGCAUUCCAACGCCUACAGAAGCUUGAAGGCGAGAAAAAAUAUCUAAACACCUCCGCAAAACUUACCACACUGUGAGAAAACAUGUUUUUCACUGUCUCCUUUUGAGAAACCCCUAGCAACCGUUAAUGGACGCCACAAUAUUUGUAUCAGCUACACUUCAAGUUUACCAAUCGCACAGUAUAUUAUUAAAGCAAAGUGGGCUCGAGAAGUCUAGUGGCAUUUUAUCGAUAUUAUAUAUCCAGUACCGUUAGGAUCUACAGAGUAUCUACGUGUUUUUAAAACGGAUGUAUAUUACUGAUUGUACUUUAUAAUAGAAAUUACGUUUAAAACUAACACUUCGUCGGUAAUAAACAAUUAAUAAGCUUGGUUGCGGAGAACGUUACUGUAAGCAUUUCAACAAUAUCGACCAUCGCAGACGGUGGAUACCACAACAGAGUAACGUACUGAUGUGAUUUGUUUCCACAAGUGAACGGCGUUUGCAACAUGUACGCGGAAACCCAGUUAUAAGAGUUAAUAAAAGAAUAUAUAUACCGAUAAAAUAUACCGACGCAUU